Messenger RNA from Adelges cooleyi (spruce gall adelgid), 1793 nucleotides. RefSeq lists its product as uncharacterized. The record is from RefSeq and is a predicted model, not a curated record. The transcript has 7 exons. Bases 427 to 1671 code for a protein of 414 amino acids. Lineage: Eukaryota; Metazoa; Arthropoda; Insecta; Hemiptera; Adelgidae.
AAGUCAGCUCUGUAUUCACUAUUCAGUCGAAAAAAAAUAACGAAUAAAGUUAAUAUAUGUCAGAAUGACAGAAUCUGUUAGUAGUUAAUUUCAUUUAAAAUAUUUAAUGUUUACAAUAAUAAUACAUCAUCAUCAUCAUUUAUUUAUUUGAACUAAAAAGUAAAACAUACUAAUUCCUAACAUUUUGCUUUAGUCAGCAUAAUUUGUACCUUAAGUAUAAACGUCAACACAAAAUUCAGUACUUUUAUUGAAUAUUUAUUAUGAAAAUUAAUUACUUGCUAUUGGCCGCAUGAACUUGUGUAAUAUUGUCCUACUCCCUUGCAAAAAUGGAGGACACAAAAUUAUUAUAACCAAAUUUGGGAAAUUUUCUAGAUUUUUACAUACUAAUACGGUUGAAAAUAAAAUCUUCAAUCAAGUGACAAAAUAAUGGAGUUGGAAAAAAGAUAUACAAUUAAUAUUUUAUGUCAAUUGAAAAACGGAUAUUUCAUAGUUGUAGAAAAAUUUUGUAAUAAUGCAUCACCUUAUUUUAUGCAGUAUCAUAAAGAGCUGUUAACAUUUAACGACGAAGACUGCGAUGAAUGGUUUUUGAACAUGAACUUUCCUCAGAUUGAAACUGGGAAGGCAAUCAUUUCCAAAAAAAAAAAUCAUAAUAAAUGGGUGCGAAGCAUUAUUUCAAAUCCGAAUGGACCCGAGUUAUAUUUAAUUGACACACAGAGAUUAACGGAUUGUCGUGAAGAACUCGAAUUAAGAGUAUGCCAUCCGAAGUUUUUACAACUAAAACUUCCCACUUAUUAUAUUGAUCUAGACUUAUGUAAUAAUAAUGACAGAAUUAGGACUAUGAUAAACAUGUUAAUCAAUAAAAAUCAACAUGGUGAAAUAAGUUUCGGUUUUGUUCCACAUAGUAUUGACGACAAUAUUUAUAAAGGUGAACUAUUCGUCUACGAAGAAAAUAACAAAUCGUUUAUACCAUUUAAAAAAAUGUAUAAAUCAUUCUACUCAAAGUCAAACUCUAAAGAUAAUCUAAAAAUUUUUGAUCCGAUGCAGUAUGCACAUAUGGUACCUAUUUUUGCUCCUAGAGAUCACAAUACAACAGAUGUUUUCGAAGGAAAUUUAGUUUCCAGUUAUUUCGAUAUAUAUAAUAUUAAUUUAAGUGAUAAUUCAUCCUUUAAUCGUUUAAUACCUAAACAGUUCUUAAACGAAUAUAAUUAUAAAGAUGACAGUGAAAAGUUUCAUGAAACGGACGACUUGAUACCAAUCGCUAAACAAAAAGUAUAUUCCUCAUCAAAUUAUUCAUCUAAUAGUACAGAACAUCAAAGUGCUGUUUCAAGCACUAGCUCUAGUUCUAGUCAAAUAAUGAAGUCUCCCCAUAGCUCUGAUAACCUCAAUAGGAAUGCAUCAAGCUCAGCAAAUUUUAUUGGCAUCGAAUCAGCAAUAAGCAAUAUAGACACAUCAAAAAAAGAAUUAAGCAAUAUAACGACGAAUAGUUCAUCUAGUUCUCUUGCAAGUAAUUAUAGUCGAUGUUCGAUGCAUUCAUUGGUUCGUGACUCUAGAAGAAGAAAAUUUCAAGAAAAUUCCAAAAAUCUUCCAGUACCUCAAGAAUUAGAGGAAAAAUUAAAACAACUUUCAAUAAACGACGAAUUCAAUGUAUGGUGGUCGUCUGAUGAAGAGUAGAUUUUUGUUUUUAUUUUAUACCUAACCAUUGAUUAUGUUUCAUUUUAUAUUUUAUGACUACUCAUUAUUAUUUUUUUUUUGUCAUAACAUGUGUUUUUGUUUAAUUAAAAAUUAUAAUUCGA